Messenger RNA from Strongylocentrotus purpuratus (purple sea urchin), 4835 nucleotides. Its product is annotated as translation initiation factor eIF-2B subunit delta. NCBI's taxonomy places the organism in Eukaryota, Metazoa, Echinodermata, Echinoidea, Camarodonta, Strongylocentrotidae. The transcript has 11 exons. The record is from RefSeq and is a predicted model, not a curated record. Bases 67 to 1662 code for a protein of 531 amino acids.
GGCUACCGGUCAUGCACGUUAAAGCCUUCUUGAUUGCUUAUUUACCUGACGAAAUUGACGAGUUAAAUGGCUGAAGUAGCCAAGUCCACACCCCACCCCUCUACAGGAGGGGGGAAGAAGAUCAAGGAGGGUGUAGCGAGCCAAGAUGGAGGUGAUGCAGGGGGAGAAGGAGGUGAGAAGAAGCUGUCUAAGAAGGAAAGAAAGAUGCUGAAACAGAAGCAGCUUGCUGAGCAGCAGAAGGAGAAAGAAUCAGCUCAGGUCCAAGCUCCACCGAAAAGCAAGGCAGAAAUGAAAGCAGAGAGGAGGGCAAGACAGGAGACAGAGAGAGCUGCCAAACUGGCCAAGAAGUCUGGAGAACCUAUCCCUCCAGGAGUGGGAGCAGCAGGAGCAGGAGCUGGAGCGGGAGGCGGAGGGGGGAGUAGUUCACUUCCUAGUAGUGGAUCCAGUGGUCAGCUACAAAGUAAAGCUAGUAAACAGACAGGAGAAACUUAUCUCAAGAAAGAUAUUUACAGAGUCUCGGAUGAUAUCAAACUGGAUGACCCUACUGUGCAGAAACGAAGAGCAAAGAAACUUGAACGGCAACAGGUACCACAGAGGGCCGAGAGUCAGAAGAAAGUGGGUCUCUUCUCUCAUCUGAACCAGUUUGAGCGACAGGUCUCGCUGACGAGCCGUCUUGGCUUUGGCUCUGGUGGGAUCCAUCCGGCUGUUAUCAAGCUAGGUCUGCAGUACGCUGAGGGUAUCAUAUCAGGAGCUAACUCCAGGUGUGUAGCCUUGCUGGUAGCCUUCAAGCAGGUUAUAGCUGAUUAUAACACACCACCUCAGAAAGACUUGUCCCGAGAUCUAGAUUACAAGAUCAAACCGUACAUCAAUUUCCUCAACCAGUGUCGCCCCAAGUCAGUCAGCAUGGGCAAUGCUAUCAAGUAUCUCAAGAUGCAGAUCAACAAUAUCCCUCAAGGCAUGCCAGACAAAGAGGCCAAACAGAGGUUGUGUGACUGCAUAGACAGUUACGUGAGAGAAAAGAUAUUCUUAGCCCAGGAAGCCAUUUCCAAGACGUUUGCUUGCAAAAAGAUCAGAGAUGGUGAUGUCAUCCUUAUAUACAGUUGCUCAUCUUUAAUCAGGAAAGUCCUGUGUGAUGCUCAUAAAUCUGGUAUCAGCUUCCGGGUCAUCAUGGUAGAUAGCAGGCCGAAGGUCGAAGGUCGUGAGGGCAUAAGAAGGCUUGUAGCUGCUGGGAUCAAGUGUAGCUAUAUCCUCAUCAAUGCAGUCUCUUAUAUGAUGCCCGAGGUAUCUAAAGUUUUCCUUGGUGCACAUGCCCUCCUUGCCAAUGGCUAUGUCAUGUCAAGGGUCGGGUCAUCGGUCAUCGCCAUGGUAGCAAAAUCCUACAAUGUUCCAGUUCUCGUCUGCUGUGAGACAUACAAAUUUAGUGACAGGGUACAGACUGAUAGCUUUGUAACAAAUGAACUCGGUGACCCUGGUGACCUAGUCUCUAUCAACCGCUCAAAGUGCAACCUGGCCGACUGGAGAGACAUCAAUGCCUUGACACUUCUCAACCUUGUAUAUGACGUCACCCCGCCAGAUUUUGUUUCCAUGGUGAUCACCGAGAUAGGAAUGUUACCGUGCACGUCCGUGCCUGUUGUACUUAGGGUCAAGAACAUAGAGAGCUGAGGUCAGCCUGAGUAGUCGGAUAUGAACUCUCAUCAGUAUGUGCUCUAUGAUGCUGUAUCUAUUAACCCAUAUGGAUACAGUUUGAAAAUGGGUAUAACACACAUUUUCCAUAGACUCCAGCACUAUCCAUCUCAGGAUUGGUAUCCGAUGGGUUAAAGGGAGUGUAGCAUGGCAAAUAUCUACGUCUUCUUUUAGACAACUGCACAUAAACGAAUGGACUUGAUUAACGGUAGUCAGCGACUUAAUCUCUGCAUGGUCAGCACGCGCGAAAGAGACUGAAGUUCUCCUCACGAUUCGGUUUUGCAUAUGUUGCACGCACGUGAAUGCUGCGGUCGGUUCGUCCGUAGUCAUAUUAUACCCAAUUGCCCCCGUUUAUAGCCAUGCUACACUCCCUUUAAAGGCUAUAUUUACAUGUACAGCUUGGCUUGGAUUAAGGAUAGCUCAGAGGAAUUAUAAUACUCUGCAAGGAAUGGAGAUGGUGCUCAGUCAUGCCAUUUGCAGAUGUGAUAAGGAUAUGGCAUGGGGACUGUUAUUUGUGACAACAAUAAAUUGGAAAAAGUGUAUAAGAAGAAAAUUCUAUCUGUAUUUCUUUUAUUCAAAAUAUUAACUAUAGAUGGUCUAUAUUCAUUCAUCAGUUUAGUUUUGCAUGAUGUGAUCUCUUCUAGACUCUGUCUCUUAUUAAUAUCUAAUCACAUGUUACAAUCUACAUUUUUUCCCUUUCUUUUGGAGGGAAAGGGUGUUGAGCAAGGGUUAUGUUCUAAUCCUUAUAUUUGUGAUGGAAACUUUGGAAUCUUAUUAACCCAUUGCCUCCAGGAAUCAGAUGAUAUCUGUAUAAAGCUUAUGGAAACUGUAUAAAAGAAUUAAGUUUUCAAUAAUCAAUUACCAGGAAGUAUUUCUCUUAUAACUUCUGCUCAACUGCAUUAUAUUCUAUUCUCCUUCUUCUUUGCUUUAAGUACAGGCAGGUGCAGGUGUAUAUGUAGUGACUCCAUAAAAGACCUACAAAGAACUAUGUGCAGCUAAAAAGACAUCCAUAGCUUAACAGAGCUGGAUCUCGAGUACCUCUCUCCUAAAUCUUGGCAGAGAGGUACAGGUGACGGCGGCUUGGGGUAGUGAGUUACAGAGCCUCGUGGCAUCAGGAAAGAAACUCCUUUGCGGUACUUGUGUCCGAGCAUAUUGCACUUGGAGUUUCUGGUCGUGGCCUCUGUGCGAAGCAGGUAUGGCCAUUGCAGUUGGUCAAGCAUAGCUGUGACAAUGCUUCUUCUGUGAUGGUCAUUGCAAACAAAGCGUGCAUAUCUCCUCUGGAUCAUCUCUAUAUUUCCUGGUGUUGGCUUGGGUAAAGGGAUCCCAGAUGAUGCUUCCAUAUUCCAUGACUGGUCUGAGCAAGGUCAGAUAGCAGAGCACUUUGACUUUGUGUGGGCGUAAUCUGAUGUUCUUCUGGCGGAAGGCUCAGUUGGGUUUAGCCUUUUUUGUUACUUUGUCGAUGUGGUCAUUCCAACUAAGCUUCUUGUGUAGAUGGAUUCCAAGAUAUUUUGCUGUGUCUGCAUUCUCCAGAGUGUGUCCAUGAAUGAUGUAUGACUUGAUGAUAGGCUUCUGUUUGUUGGAAACAUGGAGGACCUGGCAUUUCUUCGGGCUGAACUCCAUUAACCAGUCAGCUUCCCGUCGCUUCUAGAGUUGUGCACUGUCGCUUCUGAUCCAAUUUUGCGAUAGACUCACUAGGCAGUCAUCUGCAAAGAGUCUAACAGUGGUGUCACAAGACAUGUACUCUGGCAGGUCAUUAAUAAACGGCAGAAAUAACAUUGGGUCGACGACGCUACCCUGCGGAAAUCCAGAUGUCACUUGGGAUUUGGUAGAGACGGUUCCUUCAAAGACUACCUGCUGCGUACGAUCACAAAAAAGUCAGCCAGCCAUGCAUGGGUCGAGUUUUGUAUGCCGUAGUAGUCAAGCUUAUGAAGAAGCCUUCCGUGUGGCACCUCGUCAGAGGCCUUGGCAAGAUCUUGGACGGCAGGGUCAUUAGCUGAUGAACAAAUCAUCUCAGCAUAUAUGGGACCAUAUAUAGAAUGAACCACUGCACUUGGGACGUGUAUUUUGUACAUGAAAGUUGGGCUAGAAGAAGUGCAGCUUUGUGACAUACUCUUAUCAGCUAAUUGUUACAAUACUGAAUAUGAAAAGCUGUAUGGGUAAUGUUAGAUUGUACUUCAAUUAUUUUCAGCUUUGAGAAAGUACAUGAUUAAUCUUCAGUCUUGCAUUUCACAUCUUGGAUAGUUUUGCAUGAUUUAAUUGUGCUUACUUAUGCAUACUGAUUAGAUAUGUUUGCAAUAUAGGAAAGUUUCAAGUAAGUACAUGUAUUGUAGCUUAAAACCUUUUUUGCAGAGACUCUGUGUAUUUUGGCUAGUCCAGCCUAUUUUUGCCCAAUGGAGUUGAACUAUACAUGUACGUGUGUUUGUUUGGCAUAAACAUUUAUCUCUUUCUCAAACUAAAAAUGGGGACAUGAAUGGAACCAUAAAUUUCAUUCAUAAAAUAUGUUGGUAAUAGAUGUCUGAAUAACCUUUAGAAAAAUAUUUAGGGUACUGUAAAUCAGACUUUCGCGAAAUGAAACUUGUGCAGGAAUUGCGAAAAGUUUGUGUUCUGUCAGUCAAGAAAAAAAAAAUUCUUGGCAGGAGUUUUUCGCAGAAUUGAGCACUUCCCAAAUUUGCCAAAGUUACAAGCAUAAUGAAAGUUUGCAAUAUGUAAAAACUCUCAGUUACAUAAAUGUUCAUCUUUUCUGACGACAUCCAUUUCACUGGCUGCUCUCUGUACAAAGCUCGACAAUACAUGUAAAAGACAACAUGACACAUGAUUCAUUAUGAUAGAAAUCUCAAUUUAUUGAGCAUAAUUAUCAAUUUCCCUCUCCAGUAUAAUCAGUAAUAAAGAUCACUGUAUGUUUAUUUCUUUGUCUUCCUGAAUUUGUUAAUACAAUGUACAUGUACAUGUAAAUACAAGCUAGAUAAACUAUCGCAGAGAGAAAAGUGUUGUGAAUUUCAUUCUAAUGUGUACAGUGUUAUAUCUUUUGAGCAGUAAUAGGAUAUGCAUUGGAAGUGAAUGUUAUUACAUAGAAGAGAAUGAGAGAGAUAAAUAAUUCACAAAGAAGAUAUUAUAAACAGAUAUUCGUAUCUCCUUCCCAUUUUAUGACAAAU